AUGGGGCUGUUUGGUAGAACAGCAGAGAAACCACCAAAAGACCUGGUCAAUGAGUGGUCUCAAAAGAUCAGGAAGGAAAUGAGAGUGAUUGACAGACAAAUUCGAGAUAUUCAAAGGGAAGAAGAAAAAGUUAAAAGAUCCAUAAAAGAUGCUGCCAAAAGGGGCCAGAGGGAUGUGUGUGUGAUUCUCGCAAAGGAGAUGAUUCAGUCCAAACGAGCUGUCACAAAACUUUAUGCUUCCAAAGCUCAAAUGAACUCUGUGCAACUCAGCAUGAAGAAUCAGCUUGCUGUACUGCGUGUAGCCGGGGCCCUGCAGAAGAGCACGGAGGUGAUGAAAGCGAUGCAAAACCUUGUCAAAAUCCCAGAGAUCCAGGCGUCCAUGAGAGAACUAUCAAAGGAGAUGAUGAAGGCUGGCAUCAUUGAGGAAAUGCUGGAAGAUACAUUUGAGAGCAUGGAAGAUGGAGAGGAGAUGGAGGAAGAAGCAGAGGAGGAAGUUGACAAGAUCCUCUUUGAGAUCACAGCAGGUGCCCUUGGCAAAGCUCCGAGCAAAGUCACAGACGCCCUGCCUGAACUACAGCCCGCUGCAGCUGCUGCAGCUUCAGAGGACGAGUCAGAGGAGGACAUUGAAGCGAUGCAGUCAAGAUUGGCAGCUCUGAGGAGCUAAGGUGAACUGCUCACUCCAAUAAGGACAGAGACUAUUCUGGUGCUGGGUUUACAGUGCUGAGCAUCUUCUACGCUUCGUAUUAUAAUUCACAUAAUCAUAUGGGGUUAACUUUGUGCUAUGACAGUUAAUGUCUUUAAUAAGUUUUUUUAUGGGACGUUUGGUCUACUCAGCCAGAAGAAAAGGUGUUUUUGCUUUUUUUUGUCUUUUAUUAUCGGGGAUAGCCCUAGGUAAAUCUUUAUUAUCCAAAGUCAAACAGAAGGUUUAAGAAAGUGUAUAUAAUGUAAGUAUGAAAAGCCUGCUGUGCCUACGGUGCUUCAUCAUAUUCUUCUGUCCUAAGUUAUGGACUGGUGGUGGAGGUACUUCGGUAUUUAUGAUCCAAACAAGCGAUUAAAUAACCACCCUGCACUUAAAUCACACCCUAGAUCACUAUUCAGCAGCUGUUCCAAAUCUGUUCGGAUGCAUUUUGUAAGCAACAGCCGUUCUGUUUACUGCUAACUAGCCUACAUUAUCUGAAACACUAGAGAUGGUGGGCGGAUAUCUCCUUUUUAUAGUUAAUUUUCUGUACAGUCAAAAUGUAUCUAUCCUAUAUGUGAUCAUACAUGUUGAGCGCACUCAUCAGAAAAAUGCACGAACACUAUCCCUAACCCAUUUUUUUUGGCAUUAACAUUCAGCUUGUUAAAUGUUAGUUCUUUGUAUUUUGAUGGAGUUCCUUCUCAGCAGGAAGAUGCAGAAGAAAUGCAACGGUUGGUUAGUGCAGAACCUAUGUAUUGUGGAAGUAUUGUGUGUAUACUUUUUCUAUGUUAAUGGAGAAAACAAUAAGGUAAUAAACUUUUAAGAACAAAGGUUUCCAUUAAGCAGACUGUAAUAUACCGGUUUCUGCUUUCUUACAAUGAGCCCUUCAACCUCACAAUAAACACUGAAUGAUCUU
Messenger RNA from Cottoperca gobio, 1591 nucleotides. RefSeq names its product charged multivesicular body protein 3 (gene chmp3). The transcript has 6 exons. The record is from RefSeq and is a predicted model, not a curated record. Gene Ontology annotation, biological process: vacuolar transport. NCBI's taxonomy places the organism in Eukaryota, Metazoa, Chordata, Actinopteri, Perciformes, Bovichtidae. The coding region runs from base 1 to 663 and encodes 220 amino acids.